GUUCAACUGGCCCAACCAUUUUUUUUUGCCUGGUGCUCGUGUGGUGUUAUUUCUCUUGCACAGUAAAGUUGUCUGACUGCUGCUGUUUGUGACAAAAUUAGAGAGCCAUCAAAACCCAUCGAAGACAAUAAGAAGUCGGUUAAAAAACAGAACAAUGUGGGGAUUUUUCCUUGGUGUGCUGGGCUGGGUUGGACUCAGUCCAGUGCCCUUUUUGGCUAAUUUAAUUGGAACUACUGAGCCUGCUUUUAAACUGCUGAUAUCCAUUAUUAUGGGAUACCCAAUUGCUAUUGUGUAUCAUAAAAUAAUAAGAAAAAAGUAUGAUGGUUACCAUAACAUUUAUUUCAUUAUCACUGGCCUGGACAUGGCAUAUUACAAUUUUGGUUAUACAUUAUACCAUAAUUUAAUACCUGCACUUGUAAUGUAUGGAACAACAAAAGUGCUAGGACCUGGCAAAGAAAAUGCAAUAGUAACAUUUGCAUUCAACAUGGGUUACUUGCUCAUUGGAUAUGCACUAACUGAAUCAGAAGAAUAUGAUAUAACCUGGACUAUGCCUCAUUGUGUAUUGACCCUUAAAUUGAUCGCAUUGGCAUUUGAUUUAUGGGAUGGAGCAAAAAUGUUAAAGGGUGAAGAGCUAUCCGAAAAUAACAAGAAAACUGCCUUAGAAAAGUCUCCGACGCUCACUGAGCUUAUUGGGUUUAUAUAUUUUCCGGCUUGUUUCCUGGUGGGACCUAUAUUCUCUUUCAAACGAUACACAGAUUUCAUAAAUGGUAAAUAUCCUUUGGAGAAAGAUGAGAGUGUAUAUGAGAGCCAGGCCAUCACCAGAUUGGUGCAGGGAAUGCUCUACUUGAUCGCUUUCCAAGUUGGAGUUUCGGUGUUCAGCAUGCAGUAUAUGUUAUCGGAUGAAUUUUUGGAAAAUUCAAUAUUUUACCGUCACAUCUACUGUGGGCUGUGGGCACACUUUGCUCUUUAUAAAUAUAUAUCAUGCUGGCUGCUCACUGAAGCAUCCUGCAUUAGAUUUGGGCUGUCAUACAACGGCGUCGCGAAAACACCGGAGGGGCAGCUGGAGUCCAAGUGGGACGGCUGCAACAACAUCAAGCUGCUCCGGUUCGAGAGCGCCACCAAGUUCCAGCACUACAUCGACAGCUUCAACUGUAACACCAACCACUUUGCCGCAGAAUACAUCUACAAACGACUAAAGUUCCUUGGUAAUCGCAACCUCAGCCAAUUUUUUACUCUUUUCUUCUUAGCCCUCUGGCAUGGAACUAGAUCGGGGUACUACAUGACUUUCUUGAAUGAGUUCCUCAUUAUAUUCAUGGAAAAAGGACUCGAGUCCAUUCUUACCAAAACGGAGCUGUAUCACAAAAUGUGGUCUAAUAAUGUCGCCAAAUAUGUACUUUAUGCUAUACUAAAAACUUAUACAAUAGUCUUUAUGGGUUGGAGUUUGGUUCCAUUUGACGUGAAAGUAUUUUCAAAAUGGUGGAGUAUUUAUGCAAGUCUCUACUUCUCAGGGUACUUACUGUUUGUCCCAUGGGGUUUCCUUUACAAGCCUAUGAUGAUCAAACUUGCAAAAUACCUGUCUCGCGAGAAAGUUCAAUAAUUCCUGAUGACUUACACCCUUAUUCCAAGAUGUUAACUCAAACCUCCACUCGACUUAUCCUCAGCUGAGCAUUUUAAGUUGACCAUUCAUCUUACCUGACAUCUCUAUCAACCGAAGGAAUGGAAGAAACGUUUAGUAGCUAAUUAGAGCCAGUGGGCAAUAGUUGACAGACCUAGGUCAAUGUGCACAUUCUCAUUGCGAAGGAACCACGGUGCAC
Molecule: messenger RNA, 1814 nt
Organism: Pectinophora gossypiella (pink bollworm)
Lineage: Eukaryota; Metazoa; Arthropoda; Insecta; Lepidoptera; Gelechiidae
Gene: nes
Product: lysophospholipid acyltransferase 5
Exons: 4
Coding region: 155-1597 (480 amino acids)
Biological process (GO): lipid modification; phosphatidylcholine biosynthetic process
Cellular component (GO): membrane
Molecular function (GO): 1-acylglycerophosphocholine O-acyltransferase activity; lysophospholipid acyltransferase activity
Source: RefSeq, a predicted model, not a curated record